CAAUGCUCAUUCAUAUCGAUAAGAGGUAGGGCGGAGAGACAUUGACCAUUAAGACGUUGCGAUUUGACAAACUUUAGUGGGUCACUGUAAGAAGCUUCAAAAUUCAAAUUCAAAAUUCAAAUUCAAAAUCCAAAAAGAAGAACUUUCGGCUUUUCUGCAUAAUAAUUAUUUCGAUAUUUUAUUAUUCCGCUUGAUCGUAUCACGCACACCCCGCCUCUCUUCCCCUCAAGCCAUGUCGAGCUGUCAGAGGGUCGCAAGACCCCUUGUGCAGUCUCUUCGACAAGAACGUCUAUUGGUACAAACUACAGCGCACUUUUCCCGGUCCUUUUCGAAGAGUGCUUCACGACGAGAUGAUGGUCCUACCACCACUUCCAAACCUCCACCCCCGCCAACGGAGUCGACUUCGUCAACCAAGACUAAGUCGACAACACCGCCAGCGGCAACAAACACACCAAACGCAGCAAGCCAGUCUGGAUCUGCAAAACCCCUCAAAACGAUAGAAGGGAGACAAAGAUUGCGCAUGAAGCUACGAUUGCUGGAUCGGGAGACUACUACGGCGCAUUGGGCCGAGCGAAAGCUGGUUCGCAUGGGUACACCCCCCGUUGGUUCGCGACGUCGUCGAGCAGCCAUACGUACUUCCGAGAACGUGCCAUUCGAGCAGCUGCCAUAUCAGUGUUUCCAGGAGGCCCGCAAAAUCCUACAAGAGGACCGUCAGGAGAAGAUCCAGGCCAUUGCGAAAGAGUUGACCAAAAUCAAGCGAUUGGAGGCCACUCCCGCCGACCAAGUUCCUGGUGGCGAGCGCAAGAAGAACCUACGCCUAGCAAGCUUAAGGAAGUAUCUCGAGGAGCUAAAGAUUCUGGCCGAUAUCAAUGACCCUAUGGUCAAGCGGAAGUUUGAGGAUGGUCUCGGCGAUAUGGACAAGCCAAUUUAUCGGUACUAUGCCGAGAAGAAAUGGCGUGGCAUGCCAUACCGCAUCAUUACCCAACGUAUCGAGCAACUCAACAUCGUUCCUGAUGUGCUACCUAAAUUCGAUCCCAUUAUGGAUGUUCAACUCUACUUCCGACGAACUAAGGUCUCACCUGGCGCCAUUAUAAAUUCUCGCAUCUCAGAAGUGCCUCCACGUUUGAGAGUGCAAGUAUUCAACGCCGGCGAGCGUCUCGUCUCGAUCGUGGUUAUGGAUUCAGAUGUUCCCAACGCCGAGACCGACUCGUUUGAUAGGCGAUGCCACUAUCUUUCGGCAAAUGUACCCCUUUCCCCAACCCAGCCAUCCCUACCACUAGGCAAUGUCAACAAGGAGACCCAGCUCGCCGUACCGUGGCUCCCCGCCUUCUCCCAAAAGGGCGCACCGUACCAUCGACUAUCCGUCUUCAUCUUAGAGCAGAAACCCGGAGAGACCCUAGAUAUCGAACAACUCCGCCAGCUCUACUCGGCCCGAGACGGGUUCAGUCUCAAGAGCUAUCGAGACAAGUUUGGCCUCACGCCCGUCGGCUUCAACAUAUUCCGAACGAUCUGGGACGAGAACACUGCCGCCGUCAUGGAGAGGGCCGGCGUGCCGGGUGCCGACAUCCAGUUCAAGCACAAGCGCGUCUUCUCGCUCAAGGAAGACAAGAAGCAGAGAGGUUGGGAGGCAAAGAGGCAGAAGCCCAAGUACAGAAGUUUAUGGAAGUACAGCAAGAGGAUCCAUGGAAUUGCUCACGGCCGCCACUAGGCGCGUUAACGAAGAGAAUACUAUUAGUAGUGUAUCAUAUAUACAUGUACAAAAUGAGAAGACGAGUUUGUAUAUGGACUCGAAUUUAUAUCGUAUAACUCGGUGGUGAUAUGGCUGGCUAAUCUGAUCAUAAUCUCAAGUUCACAUUAUAUAGGUACCUAGAAGGUGGCUGCCUACUUACCUACCUAGGUAUAGAGGUAGGAUGCUAUUCCCGUGC
Hypoxylon fragiforme is the source of this 1925-nucleotide messenger RNA. Its product is annotated as PEBP-like protein. The record is from RefSeq and is a predicted model, not a curated record. Bases 233 to 1708 code for a protein of 491 amino acids. NCBI's taxonomy places the organism in Eukaryota, Fungi, Ascomycota, Sordariomycetes, Xylariales, Hypoxylaceae. The transcript is spliced from 2 exons.